Messenger RNA from Cladophialophora yegresii CBS 114405, 2901 nucleotides. RefSeq lists its product as uncharacterized. The transcript is spliced from 3 exons. The record is from RefSeq and is a predicted model, not a curated record. NCBI's taxonomy places the organism in Eukaryota, Fungi, Ascomycota, Eurotiomycetes, Chaetothyriales, Herpotrichiellaceae. Bases 1 to 2901 code for a protein of 966 amino acids.
AUGGACUCCAGUCAAGACGACAGCGGUUUGGAAAUCACGGGUGGAGGAUCUGUAUCAGUCGAAGUACCAAAGCAGAGAAUGGUCCGACUGGAGGAAGAUCCAAAUGUCGUACACACUAUCCCUCGACUGGCUGAGAGUGGCUUUAAGACGCGGUCGACACGACAGGGGCGCCUAUCCGGGAACCCAAACUCUCUUUCGACUGACGCCGUCCCAGUCGUCGAGUCAGACAUCUCAGCAAAAUCGAACGAUAGCCAGCAGUUCGAUGAUGACAGUGAACACGAUGAUUAUUCCCCGAGGCAGACACCAGCAGAGCGUCAAACCCCGGAAGAGAUAACCCCGGCUAGUUCCAAGAGAGGGAGACGGCGAGGCAAGACUGGUAAAACCAACAACAAGGUGAAGCAGACACGCCCAUUGAGGCUCAACCUGGAACAAUCCCACACUAGAAUCCGCCUGCAGAUGAACGCCAUCGAAACUUACAAACAAGCCAAAAUAAAGCAACUGGAGAAACGAAUGGCGCUAGAGCAAACCGCGAGAUCUCUGAAAGAAGAAAAUUCCAAGCUUGCACAGGAUGUUCAAGGCUUGAAGCACCAGAUUUCGGAGCAUGAGGCCACAAUUCAAGGGUAUCAUGAUGAUGCACUCGAGCUUCUCGGAAAAGACAAGGCGGAGGCAAUGCAGGACGAACAAGUAACUGAAGACCUGACCUGGCUCUUCUCCGAAACCAAGGAAUGGGCCAGGACGUGGUCAAUUGAGAGGUGGAAUGAUGCUGCGAAGGCCAAAGUACGAGAUCUUCUCGCCAUACAUGCCGGGAAGGCAUUUGCAACAAAGUGGCUGGUUGCGGCGAUUGACAGGGCUGCCCAAGACAAGCAAACACCACCGCAAAUGGUCUUGAACGCACUCCUCAACUGCUUUCUCUGUGAUGAGACGUUUCGAAGACCGUUCGCCCAUCUGGGCAGGAGCAUGCAGGAUGCGGCAAAUGAUAGUUAUGAAGACUGCAUGAACUGGGUCAUGGAAGCAGCGACUGAAGAAUGUCCAGAAGGCUGCAACAAGUUGAGAGCCCGAAUCUGUAGCCUAGUCGACAAGCCUGCAGUUCUCGACGGAAGCAAGGCAGCCAAAUUAUCUUCGCGCCAAAAGGACAUGCAGUGUCUACGCCAACACCGUUGCGAGAAGAUAGUCGCUCUUUGCCUGUCAAAGUUCCACGUGGGCUUGCAAGCGGUCGGCGACGAAGAUGGGCAAAAGCGCCACAAGGAGAUGCUCGAGAUUGUAGAGGCAGCCUUACGUCUCUCUGCCAGACUAUCAACUGAAAACCCCGAAGUGAGAUUUUACUUUCUCGACGACCUCGAGAAGACCAAGUUCGACCUGAGACACGACCGAUUCAAGCCGCAUCGAAUCCUGAAGCUGGAUGACGAAGAAUUUGACGAUGAGGCACAAAGAGCCGAAGCUGAAGCCCUAGUCGGUCGUCCCUUCGAUAUGGUCGUGGAGCCUUGCGUUGUCAGACGUGGGGAUGCGAAGGGACAAGAGUACGAGAAGGAGCAGGUCCUUUAUCGUGGCGUUGUUUGGAUGGUCAAGGGCAUGGUAAUUCCUCCGGAAGAGCUUUCGGAAGACGAGGCAAGCUCCAACGAUCAAUACUCCAUGCAGGCGACGUCAGCUGCAGGACCAGGCCGUGGCGGUGGAAACGGCAUCUCAGCAGCAUCGAGAUUACAUCUUGGGGAUGGCGUUCGAGGUGAACCGAAUGAAUCCGGACCCCCAGGCGACAGGGCAGGAAGCUACCAACUUCGUUUUGCCCCCAAGCCACCUUCGAAACUCGGGUUUGAGGACGAUAACAAGAAUUCCGGUGGCAAGAAAAAGCUCGUCGGCCGCAAUAUCAGCGCUUCGGGAACUGCUGAUGGGCAAAUCCCUUCGACUAGCACUCGUCGCUCCCACGAAAUUUCUGCCCAGCCCCUGAUUGCUAGGCAUGAUUCUUUGUCUACCGAACCCUUCGAUGAUGGGACCACUUUGACCUCCGAGGCACCUCUUUCGAAGUCAAGAACCUCCACACCGAGCACCGACUCCCGCAAGAAGCGGGAAAGCGCUUCUAAGAGACAUCGCGGAACAAUAGAGAGUCUCGAGAGGCAGGCAUCUCGUCAGCAGGCAAAUGACUUGGACAACAAUGCAGAACUACAGGUGGAGGGACACAUGCUGUAUGGUGGUGCUGAUACCGUGAGAGCCGCCAGGAUUCUCAAGGAGGAAGCACCCGUAGGCCCUGAGCCCGAACUCUGUUCAGGCGUUUCCAGAAAGCGUAAAAUAUCGGAUAACAGCACCAAAGUGCAAGCGAGAGAUCCUGAUCAUGUCGAAAGUUACCUCCCAAGCAAGAAAAUGAAAACUAACGUAGCCUCAGAGAGCAACUACCACGGGAGUGCCGGCGAUGACGAAGAUUACGUCUCGAUCACCCAACUCUCAGCCGACGGAUACUGCGAACACUUCUCGUCAACGCACCGAUCAAAUCCCGCCGUGCAACAAGAAGUCACAGCAAAACUUACCGAGGGACGUUCCAUCGAGAGACCCAGCGUCACUGAUGGGUCCAGCACCAGUUUUGAUAAAGAUGGACUUAGCAUCAUCGACCAAGAGCAUGCAGUCCAAGUCUCCCAAGCACCCGGGUCAGCAACAGAAGUCGGAGAGGCAUCCGACACGUGGGCUGAGCGACCGAGUACCACCCCACAACGAGAUCACGAACCCACUGUGCUAUGUGGUCGGUCAGAGUGCACAAGCGAACGAGGCUGCGAAAUUAGCAAUCAAGAGACAAUCAGGAGCCCUGAGCGACAAGCCCGCUCAAAUGGACAAGCCAGCUCAAAUGAACAGCCCAAUUCAAAUCAAGAAGCCAGCGCCUCCGCAGUCACAGUUAAUGAAAAUUCUCCGCUCGACUGA